AUGGCCAUUUCAAAUUUUGGUAAUACCAACAUUCUUACUGUAAUCUGUGAUAUCUGUUUUUUAUCCAUAAAAGAAGAACCAAUAUUUCAAUGUAUACUGUGCAAAAUCGAUUUAUGUAUUUUUUGUUUUUACGAUCGUCUAGAAAUAAGUUCACACAAAAAUUCGCACGAGUAUCGUGUUUUUUUAUGCACAAAAAAAUUGAAUAACGAUUGGACGAUUUUAGAAGAAUUAAUAUUUUUUAAUGGUUUAGGAAAAUAUGGCAUAGGAAAUUGGGAAUCAUUAAGUAAAUCUGUUGGUACAAAAACACAAGAAGAAGUAGAAUUAUUUUUUUACAAUUUAUUUAAUAUUAAAAAUAAUAUUAUUACUAAAAAUAAAGUAUUUGAAAGAACUAGUAAUCCUUUUAGAAGUAACAUAUCUAUUUAUAUGAAUAACAGACAAGAUUUUGAUGUAGAAUUUAUGAAUGAUUAUGAAGAAAUAAUAAAAGACAUGGAAUUUACAGAUAGUGAUGAAGAAAUAGAUCUAAAAGCAAAAAAUGCCAUAUUAAAAGGAUAUGGAAAUAUUUUGAGAAUGAGAAAAUAUCGUAAAAAAAUUAUUAUUGAUAAACAGCUCAUAGAUGUAGAAAAAACUAAAAGUUUUGAGAAAAAGAUGAGUAAAUAUGUAGAUAUAGACAAAUAUAAAUUUAUACUUGAAUACCUUACCUUAUCACAGUAUAAAAAUUUUAUAUAUGGAAUUUAUAAAGAGAAUUAUUUAAAUAAAAUAGAAAAAAAUGAAGACAAUAAGAUAGAUUACGAAUUUGUUUUGAGUCAAGCAGAAAAAAAUUUUUGUAAGCAAGCACAAAUUUCAAAUAAAUUAUUUGAUGAAUUUAAAAAUAAAUUCGUAGAAGAAAAAAUAUUUAGAACAAGAUCGUUUUCCGAUGAAAUUGAGAAUAUUAUUUCUGACGAUGAACACAAAAAAUCACAGAUUAUAAACUUCUUUAAUACACAAAAAUAUUUUAAUUAA
Molecule: messenger RNA, 999 nt
Organism: Vairimorpha ceranae
Lineage: Eukaryota; Fungi; Microsporidia; Nosematidae
Product: ada2p
Exons: 1
Coding region: 1-999 (332 amino acids)
Biological process (GO): chromatin remodeling; regulation of transcription by RNA polymerase II
Cellular component (GO): nucleus
Molecular function (GO): chromatin binding; transcription coactivator activity
Source: RefSeq, a predicted model, not a curated record